Molecule: messenger RNA, 231 nt
Organism: Dibothriocephalus latus
Lineage: Eukaryota; Metazoa; Platyhelminthes; Cestoda; Diphyllobothriidea; Diphyllobothriidae
Source: the annotation of a GenBank genome assembly
AUGCACGUGGAAGAUCAACGGAAGCUGGAAGUCUUUGACCAUUACUGCUUAUGGGCCAUCUUUCAAGUGAAGUACACCGACUCACUCCUUCAGGACAUGGAAGUUGUUCGUGGACCUUCGGUAUUCGGUCUCCGGCGCUGGAGAAUAAACUGGGUGGAGCUCUCAAGAUCCGCUGCCGCUAAUCGUCACGUAUGGAAAGGUACCAUUCACGACAUCAUCGAGGUUGGCUAG